AUGAAGUAUUACAAACGUUUCUUCUUCUUCAAAACCAAACUAAUUGGCAUGCUUUCUCAAAGCUUUGGCGUCGUCAUUGAUAAGAACAUUGUUGUAUUCAUACAUUGUUUUGAAAUCAAAGAAGUCUUAAUUUGGGAUAGUCAACAUUUUAAGUCAUCUGAUGCCACGAUGUUAAUAAAGAAAUAUGAAAAUCCUAGCAAAUUCAAGUAUUCUUUGGUUCUUAGUUAUCAUGCAUGA
Molecule: messenger RNA, 237 nt
Organism: Clunio marinus
Lineage: Eukaryota; Metazoa; Arthropoda; Insecta; Diptera; Chironomidae
Source: the annotation of a GenBank genome assembly